This is a messenger RNA of Culicoides brevitarsis, 2869 nucleotides long. RefSeq lists its product as uncharacterized. The coding region runs from base 544 to 2604 and encodes 686 amino acids. Gene Ontology annotation, cellular component: membrane. NCBI's taxonomy places the organism in Eukaryota, Metazoa, Arthropoda, Insecta, Diptera, Ceratopogonidae. The transcript is spliced from 7 exons. The record is from RefSeq and is a predicted model, not a curated record.
CAUUCAACGUGAAUGGUUGUUGUUAUCCGUUCGUUCGUUUAUUAAGCCGCAUUUUUUUUACCGUGUUCGUCGCGGAAAUCGAUAAAAUAAAAUUAUUGAUGGAAUUUUAUUGAGUUAUUAAAAAUAAUUGGAAUCUAAAAAGAAAUCUUUAAAAAAAAGUGAAAAAAAAUAUUAUUGACGAUUUAAUAAUACUAAUUUUCUCAGAUCAAGGCUUCCUUACUUCAAAUCAACAAAAAAAAAGUGAAUUUAAAAUAAAAAUAAAUAUUUUUUGUGUUGGAUACUAUAAACGCCUCUCUUUUGGAUAACAUAUUUUUUACGAGUCUCGUGCGAAGAAACAAUAAAUUCGACAAAAGUUGUAAAAUACCGAAAAUAAUGAAAAAUAGACGAUAGUAGUCGUUGUUAUUGCUUUUGAUACCGAAGUAGUGACAUCAUCUAGGAAAUGCGAAGCAACUCCCAAAAGUGAUAAAUUAUUCAGGCCCAAAAACAGUAACCGUAUAGUUGAUAAGAUAUUUCAAUCCACACAAAAAAAAAAACAAAAAAAAAAUGGUAGCAGUCACCAAAAAGCCUUUAGUCAACCCCAAUCUCAUCACACUAAAAUGUGUCUUGUUCACAUUUUUCGGCGGUUUGGGGUGCAUCUUCCCCUUCCUGCCCGCACACAUGCGUGCGAUCGGUCUCAACGACGAGGAAAGUCGUCGCAUCCAAAUUAUCGCACCUGCCGUCUCCAUAAUUGGACCUCUCGUUGUUUGUUUCCUCGCUGAUCGAUGGAUUGCCGUGAAAAAGGGCCCGCGAUAUGGCUCGUACAUCCGCGUGCUUGCCGCAAUUCUCAUCUUGCUUGCUGCCUUAUUCUUCGGUAUGCUCCUGCUGGUGCCGAAAUUGCAUCGUGUCGAACAAAAACGUUCUCUAGUCAGUUUUGCGUGCGAUGCGGAUGGCGCUUAUAUUUUGCAAGAAAAAUGUUUGGAGGAAAAAGUUUGUCACAAUUUCGAGGAACCAAAAUUCGGAAAUUUGUUACUCACCAACUGCUCGUACACGUGCCUUCGUCCCUUGGAUUUUGACAAAAAUGGGUAUCAACCGUUCUUGCAUUUGUCGGAUGAUGCAGUGACGCCGCAUGCUGAUGCUUUGCAAGAGCAACACUCGUCGGAACAAGAUUAUGUCGAAGAUGAGCCCGAAAGACCUCGAAGACAGUCGAAACAUCCAACGCACGAAAUUUUGAAUGCACCGCCGCAUAUUUGCAUUUCGCGUGAAGGCAAGGAGGAUUUGUGUCAUGCUUAUGUUAUUGGAACGAAACAGAUGAAAGUUCAAGCGAGACUCCGAUCGGCGAUGAAAGAUCUCGAUAAUGACACGAUAAGUGAGGAUUGGUGUCGGUAUCCGAUUGACGAUUAUGCCUGCAAUGUUCCGGAAGCGCAAAAAUUGAAGAUGAUGAAGGAAGAUGAAAAUUGUGUGCCCGUUGUGGAAUGUGAUGUUGAUGAUCCAUAUGAAAGUCAUGCAAGUGUCCUCGCCGAUACAGUUUGCGUUAAAAUCGAAGGUGAUGUUGAGACAACAGUUUGGUCGUAUUUCACGAUAAGAUUGCUCUCGGAUAUCUUCCCGUUGGCUGCUCUUGUGUUAUUGGAUACCGCUAUUUUGAUUGCGACACGUGAAACAAGUACCGGAAGAGGCGAUGUUGGACAUCAGUAUGCUUGGGGAUCUCUUGGAUGGGCAGUUUUUGCUCCAAUUGUCUCGUUAUUUGAUGUUUCCGAUGAAGUUCCGUACUUGGUUCCCAUUGCAACUGGAGUUGUAUUGCUUGUCAUUUGCGCUCUUUUCCUCUUGUUCUCAAGCAAAAUGCCAUUAACUCCCCCCGAAUGGUGGUGGCAUACCAAAAUCGGCAUGUUGGCAAUCCCAAUGUCAGCCAUCCGCAAAUACGCUCCCGAAGUUGUCGCCUUAGGCUUCGUCUCUGUCGUUCUUGGUCUCUUAUGGUCUGCCGUCGAUCAAUACCAAUGGUGGCAUUUGUACGAACUCGUUGCUGAAAAAGCCAAUUCCGACGCUGUCACGGGAGUUUCUUUGUUAAUUUGCGGUUUGCCGGCGAUCCCUCUUUUGUGGUAUGCCGAACGCAUUGUCGACUAUUGCGGACACAAUUACAUCCUCAUCGGAUCAUUUUGCAUGUAUGUCGUGCGAUUCGUUGCAUUGGCAUUCGUUACAGAUCCUUGGUGCAUUUUGUGGAUCGAAUGGUUGGAAACAGCAACUUUGGGAUUGACUUUCGUCACGUUCAUUUUGUACAUGAGACAUUUGGUGCCUCGAAGACUUAUUGCUACAGGACAAGCUAUUCCCGUUAUUGGUCACUUUGGAUUGGGACGCCUCUUUGGUGCUCUCGUCGGUUUGGCGCAAGAAGACAAGCAUCUUCUUGAAUCGUUGCAAGAUACUUAUGUCGUUUUGGCAAUCACUGCUGCUGUUUGUGCUUUAUUGUACUUCCUUCUCUACCAAUUCUGGCUGUUGCCGAAAUGUAUUCCGCCAAUUCAAGCUCCUCCAUCUGAGACGUUGCAUGGACAACAACCCAACGGCAACAAUGGAGCAUACACCCCUCUCCGUGUCUACCACGAUGGAAAAGCAAAGAAAGGACAUUUCCGCUACUAAAUGGCUUCUUGAUCGGUUUUCUUUACGUUAACGUAUAAAAUACAAAUAAAAAAAUUAUAUUUAAAAAAAUUAAAAUUAAUUUAGAUUUUAACAAAAAAAUUUCUCGAUUGAUAUUCAAAACAAAAAAAAAAUAAAAUGCUUAAAAAUAAAUUUAAAAACCUGAAGACAUCAGAACAAAAAAGGAUUCAAAAUCCUCUUUGAAAUAAAAAAAAUCACUUGAAUAAUUAUUAAAAAUUACUGCCGGACUCAAAAUACAUUAAAUUAA